Messenger RNA from Paraphaeosphaeria sporulosa, 1304 nucleotides. RefSeq lists its product as uncharacterized. The coding region runs from base 500 to 1267 and encodes 255 amino acids. The record is from RefSeq and is a predicted model, not a curated record. NCBI's taxonomy places the organism in Eukaryota, Fungi, Ascomycota, Dothideomycetes, Pleosporales, Didymosphaeriaceae. Gene Ontology annotation, cellular component: cytoplasm; nucleus. The transcript is spliced from 3 exons.
CGAGUAUCUCGACGUGCUUGUGUGGCACAAGCAUUGACAGGGGGCUAUAGCACGUCGUUCGGCUGAAAUCCUCCGGCGCGUGGCUUAACGGCCACUUGCCGCCUAUUCUCUCCGGCCAGCACAAUGUUUAUUACCCUGUGAACGGGUUUCCCCUUCGGCACUUUGCGCUCGUGAUCAUGGACGGACAUACACCCAACCUAUUGGAUUUCCGCUGCAUUUCUUCACCCCUGCGCCGAUGCUAUCCUUUCUCAAUCAUUGCACCCCGCCCUGUAAAUGCCUUCCGUCGAACCUAAUUGCUACUCCGACCUCUCCCUUGCACCGCCAAGGCCCAUGUCAGUGUUUCAAUUGCGUACCUACGGCAUGCGCGGGCCUCCUGUACCGGGGCGCGCCACGUUUGAGAGAGAGAAUCUUUGAACUCUGAGCUCAUCUCUUCUCCAAGUUUCCAGCGAUUCAGUAUCCCAGAACCAAGCAUUUUCGCACCUGAGUUUGUUCUUGCACUAUGCGACUCUUGUGUUUGCCCGGCGCCUAUGGCAGCAUCGAGAAAUUCAAAGUCCAACUUGCACCUCUGGUUAAGGAGCUACAAGAUGACAAGACUGCCGAGUUCCAUUUCAUCCAAGGACCAUACGAGGUAGCACCGCCAGAAGGCUACGAGGAAUUCUUCGGAGGGCCACCGUACUUCCGCUUCAUUGUGCCUGAGGGCGAAGAGGCCGAGAAGGUGGACGUUAUCGAGCGCAUCAGAGACUUCCCACAGCUAGAGACUCCGGAGAUGACAAUGCGCGAGCUUAUGACUUAUGGUGUGGCGAGAACCGACAAGAGUGCUGCGAAUACUCUCCAGUACUUGUACGAUCUCAUGGAGAAGGAGGGUCCGUUCGAUGGGAUAGUGGGCUACUCCGAGGGCGCAACGAUUGCUGGUACACUUCUGUUGCACGAGCAGCUCAUGCAAGAAAACCAUGGUAGGAUGCCCAUGUUCAAGUUCGCAUUGUUCUUUGGCGGUUGGCCCCCUAUGAAACCAACCUUGGAUGGCAUUGUACUCGCUGACGAGAGCGAUUUGAUGAUUGACAUUCCGACAUGCCACAUCAUUGGCUCGCUCGAUCCUUAUCUGCACGGAAAUAUGGCUCUGUAUAAUGUGUGUGAUCCUGAUUCUGCAUACAUAUUUGAUCACGCCAAGGGACACACACUUCCGCGUGAUAAACACAUGGUGAAAGAACUGGGAGAUAUUGUGAGGCGGAUGAUCGAUGAGGCCAACGGUGGUGUUUCGCCGGUGUGAUUGCAAUGUAGAUAUCGAGUGAUAGACUUCACGUGCG